CAUCGCCGCCCCGACGUCCUGAUUUCCAACUUCAACAACUACACCUUUGAUUCUGUGGGAGCUCCCCCUUAAGGCCACUAUGUCCGCCUCCCCUACAAUCAACAUCGAGUCUGCUGAGCAGUUCAAUCAACUGCUCAGCAGCACCAAAGUCGUCAUUGCAGACUUCUAUGCCGACUGGUGCGAACCAUGCAAAGCCAUUGCGCCUGUCUUCGAAGGGCUCUCUGCCCGAAUGUCCAGGGCCAACCUCAUCGCCUUCCUCAAGAUCAACACCGAGGCACAGCAACAAAUCGCCUCCGCCUACGCAAUAUCAAGCAUCCCCACCUUCAUCGUGUUUCGAGAUGGCAAAGUGGCCGAGAGGGUCCAGGGUGCUGACCCCACGAGGCUGAAGGCCCUCGUCCACAGGUUAUGGCAAGAAGCAAAAGCCGCUGUGCUUGAAAGCCGCAACGAUGGCAGUGACCCCGCCGCCGGCAGCAGCAGCGGCGGUGGGGGCGGCGGUGGCGCCUCGGCCCUGGAAUGGCGUGGCGCGGUAUUGCCGCGUGGUUACACGGACGUCACGGAUCAGAUUGAGUUGCCAAGGACCGAGCUGCUCAACUUUGACGAGGAGUUCGGCAACGUGCGCGUGCUGCUCGACCCGAGCAAGCCGGGCGCGCUGAGCGGUGGCAAGAAGAAGGACAAGGACUGGGUCGUGAGCGACACGGAUGAGCAGCUGCUCCUUUUCACUCCGUUCAUGUCCAUGUUGAAACUGCACACACUUCAAAUUACAUCGGUUCAGGACGAGGACGAGGAGGUUAUGCGGCCAAAGGUCCUCAAGCUGUUCACGAACCGACCCCACAACCUGGGAUUUGACGAUGCCGAGAGCGAGACCCCGACGCAGCUGAUCGAGCUGACCGAGAGCGACUGGAAUGCUGACAGCACGGCCAACAUCCCGCUGCGGUUCGUCAAGUUCCAGAACAUCAACAGCCUGGUCAUAUUUGUGGAGUCUGGAGAAGGAGAGGGCGAGAAGACCCGCAUAGACCGCAUCCGCGUGAUCGGUGAGACUGGCGAGAAGCGGGACAUGGGCAAGCUGGAGAAGAUCGGUGAAGAUUCUGGUGCCUAGGAGGCUACGAAUAACAUCACUCCUGACCUCGGGCCUGAUGUAUCUUGAUGGAGGUUGUGUCUACCAUCUCUCCUCUGACGAAUGGUGGCUAAGUGAAGCAUUGCGAGCCUGUGUGGAACGAAGGGGAAUGAGAUACCCAGCACGAGGAUCUGCAAUGACAUUGUUUGUAGCGACGGAUUCAUGUCUUGGCGCGGAGCUCAUGAGGUCUACUACUACUGCUACCUAGACGGGCGCAUGGAUAGACGAGAGUCCAAUCCAAAGAGAAAGAACAAAGAUGGGAGAAAAACUCCGCUGUCUCUCCU
Molecule: messenger RNA, 1398 nt
Organism: Cryphonectria parasitica EP155
Lineage: Eukaryota; Fungi; Ascomycota; Sordariomycetes; Diaporthales; Cryphonectriaceae
Product: DUF1000-domain-containing protein
Exons: 3
Coding region: 80-1096 (338 amino acids)
Source: RefSeq, a predicted model, not a curated record